AUUCGCACCGAGGAACGUACUGCUGAACACAUAUUUAACAUGGUUCAUUGCCGUUCAGUUUGGAUGCGUUGGCUCGUGCGCUUGGCUAUUGUCUUCUUAUUGACAGUGAUGUUGGCGCUGAUGGGGAGUGACAAGGCGGCGCUGAUGGGGAGGGACAAGGCGGCGCUGAUGGGGAGUAACAAGGCGGCGCUGAUGGGGAGUGAGAAGGCGGCGCUGAUGGGGAGUGAGAAGGCGGCGCUGAUGGGGAGUAACAAGGCGGCGCUGAUGGGGAGUGAGAAGGCGGCGCUGAUGGGGAGUGACAAGGCGGAAAUCACAAACUUGGAGACACGGACUAACACAACAGCGGAAGUGCUGACCGGCGCAGAGAGCGGAGCGGCCGUCCAGCGCGCGAGCACCAACGUCACGGAGCCAUUCGUGAUUCCUACUCGGAAGUACACCGUUCCAGGGUGUCCUUGUGCCAGGCAAGGGCUGGACGUGAGGAUCCUGCAGGAGAGGCAACGCGAGGCCAGAGAGCGGCCGGAGGCGUUUCCCAAGAGGUUCCUCAACCGGUUCUCCUUCGAGGGAGAAUCCACGUGCUCGGAUUUCGCCACGCAGCGCGGGGGGAACCAGAGGGUCGUCAGCUACUCCUACUACACGACAACUGGGCAGUCAAAGCCAGGGAGCGAGACCUUUCACAAGUACCUGGGCCAGCUGUACGGGACCGCGAAGAAGGUCCACACAUCGUACCCCGACUGGGUUAUGAGGAUCUACCACAACGUCUCCAUCGAGGAUACGUUCGGCAUGCAGACGCUGUGCCACCUCCACUGCAAUUACGCCCAUGUGGACCUCUGCCAUGUCCACGACCUGCCGGCCCUGGGGAAUUUGAAUGCCAGAGGCGUCGUCGGGCGUCUGUGGCGAUUUGCUGUGAUGGGAGACCCGACCGUGGAGUUGUUCAUUUGCCGAGACACUGACAGUUGGAUCUUGAACAGAGAAGUAGCGGCCGUGGCAUCGUGGUUACAGUCUGGUCGUACUUACCACCUCAUCCACGACCACCCAAGUCAUAAGCACAUCAUAAUGGCAGGUCUUUGGGGCGCCCUCAACAGAUACCCAAAGGUGAUGAGAAACGCCCGCGACAAGAUGUUUAAUAGAACCUACAAUUUCCAGAAGUUAUUUGACCAGCAGCUUCUCGCCGAGCUCGUUUGGCCCGUCAUCAAGCACGAUGUCAUUAACCACGACAGCUACACGUGCAACAUCCACGAGAGCGCCGUGCCCUUCCCGAUGCGCCGAGGCAGCACCAAGUACUGCGGCUGGAGCCCCAUCAGGACUCACGCGAUGUCCCUGAUCAAAAAGACGCUGUGUCCGAUUCAGUGUCGCCCGCCCGGGAAGCUCAGGUGGAGCCGCUGCUGAGCCCGGGGAUCGAACGCAUGCGGAUGAGGAUAAAAUAAUGGCAAUCGGAUCUUCACUCAGGAUAACUUCGUCUACGCACUGACAAAAACGACUGCUACUUGUGCGUAGCUGUGUAUCAAUGUACAUAAUAAAGAUCUAUAAGGAAGGAGAGAAAAUAGGAUGUGUUGCUGAACUAAUGAAGAAUGAGGAUAAACCAAUGGAUCCUUUUCCUUCAUCUCAUUUAAUCGACAAUUUGGACUAUUUUUGAAAAAAUAAUAUAUCAGAGGACAGUCAUUUCUUCCAUAGAGAGACUGCGGACCAAUUGUUAUUUUCCUGCAUAUACUUUCAGUGAUUACUAUUACUGUUCUUGUCAAUAUGUCAUUAUUCUUUUUUCAUAUAUUCUGUUCUGUUUCAAAUAUUACCAUUGUUCUGUUCCAUAUAUUACUAUUCUAUUUCAUACAUUCUGUUCUCUUUCAUAUAUUUCUGUUGUCUCAUAGAUUACUGUUCUGUUCUGUUUUAUAAACAAAAGUGCGAGAGGAAUUGGACCAUAAGGAUGAAAAUCAGGGUAAUAUCAAGACCAUAUCGUCAUUCCACACUUAUCACUAUAAUAUAUCGUAAUUACAGCUACCAUUUGGAGAUAAAGAUAACUGUCAAGCAAUGCAGCCGGAAGGCCAAUUUACCACAGGAGACCACAUGUGAGCACAAUGUCUUAAGCAGGGAUUUCGCUGAUCAAGAAAUUGCAAGAAUUUUCAUAUUUGACAUAAUCUCUUUUGAUAGGUGAAUCUUUGAAUUAAAUAUCUGGCGUCUUUUUGUGAAGUGAGCUUGGAAAAUGCAAACAAUUUGUUAGAAUGGGGUAAGGUGGGAUGAAAAAAGUACCAUACUGGAAGAGAUAUGUAUAUUUCGUUGUCUUGUGUUAAUGAUAAUAACAAUAAAAUUUCUAACGAAUA
This is a messenger RNA of Penaeus monodon (black tiger shrimp), 2312 nucleotides long. RefSeq lists its product as uncharacterized. The coding region runs from base 40 to 1386 and encodes 448 amino acids. Lineage: Eukaryota; Metazoa; Arthropoda; Malacostraca; Decapoda; Penaeidae. The record is from RefSeq and is a predicted model, not a curated record. The transcript has 9 exons.